GGUUGAGGGGUCGGGUAGAGCGGUCGUGGGUCGCUUGUUUAGGUCCCAAGAGCCGGCGCGACGGUGCCUCUUGGCCCAGUGGAGAGAGAGGCUCUGGUUGUGUCCCGGGGACUGUGAGGGCUGGAGGCUUUAGGGCUUAUCUUGGCGUGCGAGUUUAGGAUGAGAUGGGGACCCUCGUAUGGGGCCGGCUUUCGUGAGCUCGAGCGGAAGGGGAACGGGGUUGGGCUUGCUGAAGGCGUUUGAGGUAAACCAAGUGUACUAAGGUUUGAGUCUGAGGGGUGUGUGUCCAUACUAGAAAAGCAAGUUGUGGGACUCCGAGGGUUGGAAGUAUAGGUAAGACUGGUUUAGAAAUGAGUGGAUUCUAGAGGCUGAUGAGCCAGAACAGUAACCAGGAGUUUAUUUAUUUAAUACAGUAAUUGGAUGGACGUGGAAGGGACUUUAUGUGCGGGGGGGGGGCAAGAGUUGGAGAGAGUUGCUUUUCUCUGUCAGGACUUAGUGGCCCUGGUUUAUCUUACCGGAGGUUAGGUGAAGAGAAUCUAGCUCUUAGGGCGCCCUUCCCCGCCCCUGAGUCUGGCCUUGCUGGGAGGAACUGAAGUAUUGCAGGCUUUUUCCAGGACUCACCUGAUGCCACCCCUUUUCCCCCUACAUCACGAUUGGGGUGCCCCUCCUAUUUGAGAAAGGGGCAAAGAAAAACCAGAGACCUGGAGGAAGAGGAGGAAGAUAGCAGUUCUGAUAUCACUUUUUCACUCUCAUCAGAAGAUUCUGAGAUGGAGCCUGAAGAAGAACGAAUUCGUUAUAGCAAAAGACUGCGUGGUGCUAUGAGGCGGCGCUAUGAGGAUGAUGGAAUCUCAGAUGAUGAAAUAGAGGGGAAAAGGACAUUUGAUCUCGAAGAAAAACUUUCUACCACCAAAUUUAAUGCCAACUUUGUGGUGUUCAUGGAAGGCAAAGACUUCACCGCGGAAUAUAUUCAGCGUGGAGGCUUAAGGGAUCCUUUAAUCUUCAAGAAUUGUGAUGGACUUGGAAUAAAGAUGCCAGAUCCAGACUUCAGUGUGAAUGACGUGCGACUCUACGUAGGGAGUCGGAGAAUGGUGGAUGUCAUGGAUGUGAACACCCAAAGAGACAUUGAGAUGACAAUGGCACAGUGGGCACGCUACUAUGAAACUCCAGAGGAGGAGCGAGAGAAACUGUAUAAUGUCAUCAGCUUGGAGUUCAGCCACACCCGGCUUGAGAACCUGGUGCAAAGACCAAAUACGGUGGAUUUGAUUGAUUGGGUUGAUAACAUGUGGCCAAGACAUCUGAAAGAAAGUCAGACAGAAUCGACAAACGCUAUUCUGGAUAUGCAGUACCCUAAGGUGCAGAAAUACUGCCUGAUGAGUGUCAAGGGCUGCUAUACAGACUUCCAUGUAGACUUUGGUGGUACUUCAGUAUGGUAUCACAUCCAUAGAGGGGGAAAGAUUUUUUGGUUAAUUCCUCCUACGCCACAGAACCUGGAGUUGUAUGAAAACUGGCUGCUUUCAGGGAAACAAGGAGACAUCUUUCUUGGGGACAGGGUGUCAAAUUGUCAGCGCAUUGAGCUCAAACAAGGCUAUACUUUUGUUAUACCCUCAGGUUGGAUCCAUGCAGUAUACACUCCUAUGGACACCCUUGUUUUUGGGGGUAACUUUCUGCACAGUUUCAACAUACCUAUGCAGCUGCGGAUCUACAGCAUUGAAGACCGCACACGGGUCCCAAAUAAAUUUCGUUAUCCUUUUUAUUAUGAAAUGUGCUGGUAUGUACUGGAACGCUAUGUCUACUGCAUCACCAACCGUUCGCACCUGACCAAGGACUUUCAGAAGGAGUCACUCAAUAUGGACAUGGAGCUGUGCAGCUCAGAGUCAGGGAACAUGGAUGAAGAUGAUCCAACAGGAGGAAAGGAGUCACAUCGCCCGGUUACUAGACGGUCAGUCCUCACCAGUCCUGUGGCCAAUGGUGCUAAUCUAGAUUAUGAAGAGCUAGGCAAAGGCUGCCGGAGUUUGCCAGGUCUUAAGAGGACUCUCUCCAUGGACUCCGAGUCCAGCCGCAGCUCUCACAAUGGACAAACCUGGGGCUCUCACAGCCCUCAUAAGGAGAAGAAGGUGCACCUGACACAAUUUGAGCUUGAAGGUCUUCGCUGUCUGGUGGACAAGUUGGAGUCUUUACCCCUACACAAGAAGUGUGUGCCCACAGGCAUAGAAGAUGAGGAUGCCCUUAUUGCGGAUGUUAAGCUGCUGCUUGAAGAAUACGCAAACAGUGAUCCCAAACUGGCACUUACUGGAAUCCCUAUUGUCCAGUGGCCGAAGAGGGAUAAGCUCAAAUUUCAGACUCGGCCAAAGUUAAGAUUACCCGCCAUCCCAAUCACCAAGCCACACACCAUGAAACCAGCUCCACGACCUGCAACUGUGAGGCCCACAGUGUCUCCUAUAGUUUCUGGUGCACGUAGAAGACGGGUGCGGUGUCGUAAAUGUAAAGCCUGUUUGCAGGGUGAAUGUGGAAUGUGCCACUACUGUAGGGAUAUGAAGAAGUUUGGAGGCCCUGGUCGCAUGAAGCAGUCCUGUGUUCUACGGCAGUGCUUGGCGCCUAGACUGCCUCACUCUGUCACUUGUGCACUUUGUGGGGAGGUAGAUAAGAAUGAGGAUUCACAGGACUUUGAGAAGAAGCUAAUGGAGUGCUGCAUCUGCAAUGAGAUUGUUCACCCCGGUUGUCUGCAGAUGAAUGGGGAAGGGUUACUUAAUGAUGAACUGCCCAACUGCUGGGAGUGUCCAAAGUGCUACAAGGGAGAUGAGGCAGAGAAAGGACAGAAGCGGAAAAUGGAUGAUGGUGAUGAUGACACAGUCCAAGCCAAAGUCCUGCGACCAUUGCGAAGCUGUGAGGAGCCUCUGACUCCACCACCACAUUCACCUACUCCAAUGCUGCAGCUGAUCCAUGACCCUGUAUCACCACGAAGCAUAGUGACACGGUCCUCUCCAGGGGCAGGUCCUAGUGAACAUGGUGCCAGCCGGGAUGAACGCUUUAAGAGACGUCAGCUACUUCGGCUGCAGGGUACAGAGCGUACGGUAGUCCGGGAAAAAGAGAACAACCCUAGUGGCAAGAAGGAGCUUUCAGAAGUAGAAAAGGCUAAGCUCCAUGGUUCUUAUCUUACAGUCACAUUGCAGAGACCUACCAAAGAUGUGCAUGGCACCUCCAUUGUGCCCAAGCUGCAGGCGAUCACGGCCUCCACAAAUCUACGGCACUCUCCCCGUGUGGUCAUGCGUCAGAGCUCAGCCAGGACAACCCAACGUGGUGGAGAUGAUGAAGCAGCUGAGGAAGAAGAAGAAGCAGAGGAAAGUGCAGAGGAGGAAGAGGAGAAUGUGGAGGAGAGUGGGGCAGCCAGACUGAAUGGUCAGGGCAGCAAGGCACCAGAUAGUGAGGAAAUCUGGAUGCAAAAGGAAGUGUGGAUGUCUGUCUUCCGCUAUCUCACUCGCAAGGAGCUUUGUGAAUGUAUGCGUGUAUGCAAAACCUGGUACAAAUGGUGUGGUGACAGGAGAUUGUGGACAAAGAUUGAUUUAAGCAGGUACAAGUCCAUCACACCCCUGGCUCUUGGUGGCAUAAUCAGGAGGCAGCCAGUCAGCCUUGACCUCAGCUGGACCAAUAUUUCCAGAAAACAGCUCACUUGGCUUAUCAACAGACUACCAGGCCUCAAAGACCUCAUCUUAGCAGGCUGCUCCUGGUCAGCAGUGUCUGCUCUCAGUACCUCCACCUGCCCCCUUCUCAGGACCCUCGAUCUUCGGUGGGCAGUAGGAAUCAAGGAUCCUCAGAUUCGGGACUUGCUUACCCCUCCAUCAGAUAAACCCAGCCAAGACAAUCGCAGCAAACUCCGUAACAUGAUAGACUUCCGGUUGGCUGGGCUGGACAUUACUGAUGCCACACUCCGGCUCAUCAUCCGCCACAUGCCUCUGCUUUCACGACUUGAUCUUAGUCACUGCAAUCACCUUACAGACCAGUCAACCAACCUGUUAACAGCUGUGGGAUCUUCCACACGAAACUCCCUCACUGAACUCAACAUGGCAGGCUGCAAUAAGCUCACAGACCAGUCCCUGAUUUACCUGCGACGCAUCUCUAAUAUCACCCUGAUAGACCUGCGUGGCUGCAAGCAGAUCACCCGCAAAGCCUGCGAGCACUUCAUCUCAGAUCUGUCAAUCAACAGCCUCUAUUGCCUGUCUGAUGAAAAGCUGAUCCAGAAAAUCAGCUAGAGAUUUGCCACAGACAGACUGAAGAGAAGGAAAAAUCACAGACAACCCCUCUUGGAGAGCAGACCCUCCCCCUAGUUCCCCCACCCAGAGAAGAUGCCAGCCUGUGACUAUAAUGUCCCUCCUCUGCUUGGGAGUUCUGCAGACCCGGAAAUCCCACCAGGUGUUUGAGGAAGUGGCAAUAAGAAGAGAUGGCUCUUGUGGGGUGCUUGCUCAUCAGCUACAUGCUCUAACUGAUGUUCUUGUAGCAGCGUUGUCAGGGGCAAUGUGCCCCUUCCUCUCGUCUCAGUCCCUCACCCUCAUAAGUCCCAUAAAAACAGAUCGCCCUUCCCCCUUAGCUUGUUGGGGGAGCAGAUCAAGAUGGCAUAGAACAGGUACCUUCUGCUUCUGUCUUUGCUGCCUUGGUAUGCAACCUGUUACUGAAUGAUUGGGCUAGGAGUACUUCUUGUACCCACUGCACUCUGCUACGCUUCCUUUUCUCACCCAUCAGCAGCUGCAUGGGCAGCUACUGCUUUGUGCUGAUUACUCAGAGUUGCGGUGUCCACAGUAAUGGUGCCUCUUCUGAACAGAGGUGUUCCCCAUGUGUCCUUUGCUUAGCCGGCAGGUUUCAUCCAGCUAGAGGCUGGUGGUGAGGGGUGGCCAAGCUUUCACACUGCAGGAGCCAUGUUUGAAAAAGAUGGCAGCAUAUGUAGAAGGAAAGCUGCAGUCAAGUUUGAAGGCUUGAGAGGCAUCUAGUGGGAUUUCAAACACCAGCAGUAGUGGUCUAUAUCAUUACAUUGCUGAAACAAGCAUUCUGGGAGAGGUAGGCAUUUUUCUCCUGCCAGCGUAUUGGGGAGUGCAUAGCUGUUGGCUCUUGAACUGGGAGAUGGGCGAAUGCCCCAUUAGCUGCCUCUCUUCCUUUGCAAUGAAUGGCCGGUCCAAAGAACUUCUCUCUUGGGCAGCAGAGAGCUUUUUGCACUUUAGAAAGAAAGGUAAUAUUUUGGAUCCCUAUUUUAUUUCCCCCUGCCUGAGUGACUGGACACUCCUUCCAGCUGUCUGAGCUUGUCAGGGUUUGAAUGCACACUUUGCACUCUGCUCUCUUCCCCAUAGUGAUAGCACAAAUUAGACUGCCUUUCACGCUUGCCUCCCCCUCUGAGCCUCACAUGACAAAACAAAAACAAGAGCUCUCCAGUGGCUGCGCAGUAAGGGAAAGGAGAAGAGUGGCGAUAGAGUUGGAGGAAGACCCAAUGUACCCUCGCUGCUUCUGAAGCAAUAAGGGAGGGGGAGGAAUCCACCCAUAGCUCUCCAUAUUGCCCAGCCCAGUUGCAUUGAACGCUGUGGCACCUGAGCCUUGGGGGAAGAGCAGCUUCCCCUGCACUGUUGGGGAUGGGGUGAGGGAUAUAUAGAUCUACUGAAAUCCAGAAGUUCCCCCUCACUUCCAUUUGAGGAGCAGGCUUCUUUGCCAAGAGGACAAUGCUAGUGUGAUGAGUUCCAGAGUGCCUCAGUACACAGGAGCUUUGCUGCAAAUUGAAUUUUUCUGCAAAAACGCCCACUGAUGAUCUUCUAGAAGUGGAAACUUUCUGCCUUGUUGUGUUGGCUCCUGUGGAAAAAAAUAUGUAGAAUCAAACUUUUCUUUCUUUGUUGGUUUUGUUUUUCAAAAGAGGAAGGUGAGAAUAGCCAUAAAUAGGAGAUUCAAGUGCAUCUGCCCAGAUAGCUCCCAUCUCGGAGAUUAGUAGGCUCUGGGUAUUUUGUGUUUUUCUUCUCUCAGAAGUGGGAGCACCUUCAUAACUCUCCAUAUGCAUUGAUCAGCCUGAGAAGUGCUGAGCUGCAGCAAGUUGGCAUGUCAGGAGCAUUAGUCUGGGAGGAAUUUCAUCCUGCGGCAAGAGGGAUGAAGCAAGCAGCAGUCUGAUUGGGGAGGGUAUCAUUGUGGGUUUAGGCUUUGCUGUCCUACAGCCUUCUCAAAUGUGGCCCUCAAAUGACUGUGGCUUAAGAGACUAAAAACAAAAUGUAAAACUUAACUGCCUAAACAGGCUGCCACCUCAGAAGGCAAGUGGGUGACAUAAAGGAAAGAGAAAUUAUAUAUAAAAUCACUUAGUGAUUAAAAACAAACAUGCUCCCUAAAUAAAACUCCCUGAAGAAAGUCACUAUUGUCUGAAAGGGUUUGGUUGUUCUUUUGUGUUUUUUGGGGUUUUUUUGGAAAAAAAAUGUAAAUAUAUAUUUUUUGUUGCUAACUUACAGUCAAUCUCCAAUGUUGUGCUUUAAAAUUAAAUGUAAGCAUUAAGGGUAAAAGAAA
Molecule: messenger RNA, 6516 nt
Organism: Pogona vitticeps (central bearded dragon)
Lineage: Eukaryota; Metazoa; Chordata; Lepidosauria; Squamata; Agamidae
Gene: KDM2A
Product: lysine demethylase 2A
Molecular function (GO): zinc ion binding; protein binding; DNA binding
Source: RefSeq, a predicted model, not a curated record